This is a messenger RNA of Aspergillus candidus, 8378 nucleotides long. RefSeq names its product Beige/BEACH domain protein. NCBI's taxonomy places the organism in Eukaryota, Fungi, Ascomycota, Eurotiomycetes, Eurotiales, Aspergillaceae. Bases 349 to 7935 code for a protein of 2528 amino acids. The record is from RefSeq and is a predicted model, not a curated record. Gene Ontology annotation, molecular function: protein binding. The transcript is spliced from 9 exons.
CUUUGCCCUCCGACCGUCCCCGCUUGAAGCAACAAACCCGCUCCAGUGACUCGGGCAGAAGACACUUCCAAGGCAUCCCACACCACCCCAACCCCCAUUCCUUUUUUUUUUUUUGAGACUCUCCAUUCUUGAGGGUGUGGAGGCCAGGAUUCUAAGUUUACCUCCCCCAGAUCGGUCCAAAAUCUUCAUCUGCUUCUCUUGCGACCGUUGCUCCCCACCUCCUCUCUCUCUCCCGUCGCCUCUUCCAUUUCGGCUGUGCGAUGUGUGCGGAUUACGCCCGCUAAUUCAGUCGUGACCUCACCGCAUACCAAUGCAGACCGCCUUCAUUACUCCGCCGUGUGCAGGUUUAUGGUUCCUGGUGGUCACCGGCCAUCAGUUCGGGUCUCGGGGAUAAGCUUCUGCGGCGCAAUGAACCAGGCGACCCCCCCUUCCUCCCCGUCCCUGUCCUCCUCCGUGUCAAACGAGCGGCCGACCGCCGAGUUAGCUCCGCUGCUCGACGACCUCCAGUCCAUUGCUGGCGGAAACGCCAUCGACGCGCAGGGGGCCCUCGCGGCGACCGAAUGCCUGCUCCGCCUCCGCCAUACCUUCAUCGAUAGCGAUAACCACCGCGCGGCCAAGGAGGCCUUCCGCCAUUUGCAUGGCUUCCAGAUCUUGCUGAAGCUGCUCCGGACAGUCUCGGAGCUCUACACCCCCGAUGAUCCUUCGCAGGAGAACAAGAAAUGUCUGCUGUCGCUGUGCAAAGAUGUGUUGGCGGUGCUGGGGGAGGCUCUGAAGGAACACUCGGCGAACCAACGCUAUUUCGCGACUCGGGUCGCGGGGGGAGGACAACGGGCCCUGGAGGCCGCGUUUGAGGUUCUAGUAGAUAAAUUGAACGGUGCGGAGAAUGAUACCGAGCAAUUCUACGGUGCUGUCUUGGCGGGGGCCCUGUGCCAGGAAGCCGCGGCCGGCAUCUUUACGGCCCUUCGGACAAAGUUCCGAGACAGCCAGGAAUGGUCUCUCUCAGAUAUCAGAGCCGAAAUCGAUCGGUAUUUGGGGAGCUCGGAAACGGUUGAAGUGCCCGAGUUUCUGGACCCGUUUGUGCGGGUCUGGUUGGCACAGUCCGCUCACCCGGUGUCGGAAUACCCCAUCCAGAGGCUCGCCGUCCCGGCGUGCCUAUGCCAGUUGGCUGCGCAGUCGCGGAGGAACACGACGGCCCUGCAUGCGACGGGGAUUUUAUCCUCCAUCCUGCCACUCCUGCUGAGCGAGGGCCGCCCUCGGGACGAGAGAGAUCUUUACGAAGAACUGGCACGCCUGCUGUGCGCCCAGGGACUAAGUAGUUUGGAUGACGUGGUGUCGCUUUACCGCAAGGCACACGAAUCGCCCGAUGCUCUUCGGCUCUUGGUCGACGUUUUGAAACGGUCGAAGGAGCCGCCCGCCCUGCAGUUUGACCUGUCGCUGCAUGGGUAUUGCUCGCUGGAAUUCUCGACCCUGGGCCGCUCUUUUCCCCCGACAACCUCCUCGGGGUAUACACUUUCAGUAUGGGCGCGCUUCGAUCGGUUUGACACAGAGACGCAUACCACAGUGUUUGGGGCGUUUGAUGCGAGCCAAAGCUGCUUUUUGUUGGCAUAUCUUGAAAAGGACACUCGCAAUUUUAUCCUGCAGACCUCGAUCAGAGGCUCUCGUCCAAGUGUCCGUUUCAAAUCCACGGUGUUUGAGCCCAACCGAUGGUACCACAUAUGCGUGGUGCACAAGAAGCCCAAGCCACCGUCUUAUUCCCGUGCUUCCCUGUUCGUGGACGGUGAAUUUGUUGAGCAACAGCGGAUCGAGUAUCCCGGUAUCCCUGCCCCAAGCGCCACGCACCGAACACCGCGGGUCCAGGCCUUCUUUGGUACCCCACAAGACUUGGCAAUGAGAUUGGGAAAGGGAGUGUCUACGUCACGAUGGUCUUUAGCAAACGCAAUUCUGAUAGAAGAGGCAUUUAGCGAUGAUAUGAUCUCCGUCUUCUAUAAUCUCGGCCCACGAUACUAUGGCAACUUCCAAGACUGCCUGGGCUCGUUCCAGACCUACAAGGCGUCUGCUGCUCUAAAUCUCCGUAAUGAACAUUUACAUCCUGGAAAAGAGGAGUCGUCUGAUAUCGUGACCGCCAUUCGUCGGAAGGCGAGUGUCCUGAUCCGCGAGGGGUCGAUCCUGAUCAACGUGUCUCCUUUGUCGGUCCUGGAUGACGAUGACUCUAACGGCGUUGACGAGUCUCGCCUCAUCAAGUGUCUUUCCAAGCAGGCGGCUCGGAAUCUUCACCAGCUAACCAAAGCGGGAGCGAAUGCAGUGGUCGUCAACGGCGCGACUCCCGCUAUCAAUGAUGCCCUGACCCAAGCCCAUGGGAUUGGGGUGUUGACGGGUGAUCCUGUAGUUGCAAUCCCUCGCUCCCUGGACGACGCCAGCUGGUGCAUCGGAGGAUGCGCGGCGGUGCAUUUGAGCUUGGUCCACGCCGCUCGCACACCCGAAUCCACCCGUCUGGCUGUGGAAGCUUUGUAUGAGGCAGUCCAAGACAACUGGCGGAAUAGCGAAGCGAUGGAGAAGGAGAAUGCCUAUGGUAUCCUGGCGGCAUUACUGCGUGACAAGCUCGGCUUGCCCUUGGGUAGCAACUCCGCACCCGCCAGGACGGCCAGCGUGACUUCUGACUACAAUGAGCGGUCCGAUUUGACGCUUGCGAUCCUUCGUCUGACCCUUGGUUUCGUGGGUUACAACUUUGAGCGACCGAAUCUCUCCAUCAUUACGAAUCCGUUGGCGUACAGGGUCUUGCUAGUGGACCUGGACGUUUGGAGAUAUGGGAACGCCCCCCUCAUCGAGUUGUACUAUUCCCAGUUCUGUACCUUCUCCAAUGAGAGCCAGUUCCGUCGGUUCAACGCCAAACGCCUUGCUCGCAUGCGUGUUAACAAGAAGCUCCUCGAAUCCUUGAAAGACGAGGAAUUCACGCUGGAUUCGCUGCAUCUUUUCACGUCUGCUUUUGGUUCUCUCCUGGAAGGAUGCCUGUCAGCCGACUUGCUGCGGUCAUUGGCGUUGUUUAUCACCUAUGCCAUCCAUAAGCACAAAGAACCCAGCAGAUUGCAGAAGAAGAAGAGCAUGCGUUUUAUCGCUGGGUCGCGACAGACUCCGAACACGCCUGAAGGAAAGAAAUAUGUCUCCAGUCUUACUGUGGCUAUAGAAAUGCUUCGGAUGCUCUGUUCUAUACUGUGCACCGCCCAUGAUCUCCUUCCCAUCAAGAAAUUUGCCAGGGCUGUUACAAAUAAGUGGCUACUAUAUCUCAUGUGUGAAGAUGAGCCCGAGAUCGUGGUUUUGGCUGCUAAAAUAAUGGCCCGGUUGCUCGUUACCCACGGCGAUGGCUAUGGUAAGAAGUUCUCUGAAAAGUCUGGAGGGUACGUAAUCAUGCGCCAAUACUUGAAGAAGUGGUGGAGGAUCCCGGCCAUUUGGCCCAUAUGCUUCGCUAUCUUCUUUGGCGUUGAUGUUGGCAAGAUAAGCGUCAAGAAGCCUUUCGACCAGGCUGGCCUGCUGGAGACGUUUUUUCUUGGCGAUCAAACUUUUGUUGCCUUCCCUGAAAUGCUUCCGGUCAUCAUGGAGAUGAUGCAAAGCGGCCUGAGACAUGCCGUCCUGGCCGACGAGACCGCUGGUUCUGAAGGACAGGAAGACGAGCAUCCUAAAGCUCAAGUACCGCAAGCUGGAACCCCCACAAUGUCAUCCCAUGUGCCGGUUACCGCCACAGCUGAAAAACUGUCAUUGUUAUCAACUGUCAUAGAUUUCUUUGCGGGGAUGCACAUGCGAUCGCAUAGCUUUCGCGAGUUUGCGACACGGCCUGAAUAUAUCCAGCAUCUACUCUACGUGCUAUUUCCUGUUGUUUCCGGCACUGAUGCCGUGGGUGCUGAGGUUGAAUUGAGCUGCCGUAUGGGCGAUCUGAGCUUCGAUGACCAACACUUGGUCGCGCGCCCCCGUUCUCGAGGCGCAAGCGACUUGCAAACAACGAUGGUGGAACACACUGGAGCUCGCGAUGAUGAGGGCGAUGCCAUGAGACGUGGGUCGUCGUUCAUCCUGAUUUCUUCCGACGGAGCGAAGUAUCCACCAUCAUCCGCGCGUAUACGCCACACAUUCAGUCCCCGUCAGUUCGAAGCCAGUGGAACGACUUCCAAGGUCACCGACUGCCCACAGGUUAUUGGGAUUCUGGAUUUGGUUCUGGCAGUUUUCACAGAGCAAGUGCUGGAGCGGAAAGAGUUUUCCGGUCUCGGCCUUUACCUCAAGGCGCCGCCUGGGUUCCCGGAAAACCAGGCAUUUUUCACCUCGUGGCUGCUGAGACAUCUCCUCACCACGCUUCAAGACGUGAUAUUCUCCAAUGUUGAAGUCUUAUCCGAGCCACGCGUACUCACCAACCUUGGCCGUCUCGCCACGCAUCUGAGGGAGGCCGUGUACGAGGGUUGGUUUGUUGACAAUGCGAAUUCGACUCUCGAGUUUGCAGGAAGUAUAUUAGAAUAUCUUCAGCGGCCGGACGUCUCCCGCCUCAAAAGCAUUCGGCUCUGCAGUCAAGCAAUUAACACAAUCCGUACGACGCUGUUUCACGUCGUCCUGCUGAGGCUGUCCGAGGCGGAGGGGCCGGAUGCAAUCGCUUUCUUGCAUCGCCUGGCUUACUGGCAAGUCGUUCUCCUGUCCGAUGGCGAGCCCCAGUCAGACAAUCUGCAGCUACUAUGCUAUCUGCUGUAUAUCAAGUUGAUCGACAAAAACCACGACGUGCGUCUCGCCGCGGCGGGUCUUUUCAGGAUCAUGCUGGUGCAAAAGCCGACGGAGAUGACCCACGUUCUUAGCUUCGCGGCAAUCCCGUUACAGGAGCGUCUCUCUGGAGGCUUCGAGGCUCUUGUUGGCAUGGAGGAUGCCGCUUUUCUACAAUGGGUGGACGACCAAGAGGCUGAUCUGAAAGCGCUGUUUUUCGGAAUCCUAUCAAAAUCCUGGGACACGUUCGUCCGAGACGAAAACUCGCAUAUUGAGAAUCUGACGCGCAGCCGGCUGUCUAAGCGCCAGGAAAAAUUAAAGCAGUGGUGUCAGGUUGACUCCCUCAGCGAGGAAGUGACCCGAAGGCACGACGCCACCUUUCCGCACUGGAAAUCGAAUAUAUCGGCCUCUGAAUUCCUCAAAUACCAGCGGGCUAUACAGGACCAACAAGAUAACUACGUGUUUAUGUGGACGGCCUUUUCCCAUCUAGUGAGAGACUUGCAGCGCUUCGGCGGUGUCCUCGCCGAGGAUGAAGAAAGGAAAUGGUGUCUUGAUCAGACGGAAGGGCGUAGCCGGAUGCGUCUUCGCAUCGUCCCUGACGACUCAGGACAGCGACAAGAUUACCAGCCCAAGCGAAAAGCAUCCGAGCCGCCUACUUUCAAGAUUGACACGCAACUGAGCCCUUCAGGGAACGAUGGCCUCCCUGUCACACCCACGGGAACGACUGCCGAAAGUUCCAACGGCCCGUCGCAGAGCAUUGUUGGUCCGGAUAGCAAAAGUGUCAUCGAGGAGAGCUUCGAGCUGAUCGAUGACCCGAAAGUGGAUCUCGAAGAUUAUGAGGAUAAGAACCGGAAGGUCAUGAGGACGCUACACCGCGGCGACCAAGUGGAUAGCGUGUGCAAUAUGUCUCGAAUUAUCGGCUUAGAAGCCUGCGAGGGUCUCUUGAUCUUGGGGAAAGAAAAUAUCUAUAUCCUGGACAACUUCUUCCAAAGAUCCGACGGCGAGAUCGUGAACGUCUGGCAGGCUCCUGCUGAUGAACGCGACCCAUAUGUGCGCAUGAUCACGGGACGGGAGUCUAAUGAGCGCAAGUCGCAGGAGCAUGAUACGAGAAGCUGGAAGUGGUCCGACUUGAUCAGUGUCUCCAAACGGCGGUUUCUGUUCCGCGACGUGGCUCUCGAGAUUUUCUUCACGGAUGGCACGAGCUACCUGCUUACGCUGAUCUCCUCACGAGCGCGAGACAUCCUCUGCAGCCAGUUGGCGUCUAAAGCGCCUCAAACGACCGGCAGCGUGGGCCAUUCACGCCCAGAGGAUGUCUGGCGAUUCGAGACGCUGCGCAGCCCCGAAGAUGAGCCCCAGUCGCUGGGGUCGAAAUUCGCCAGCGUGUUCGGUCAUUCGCCCGUGCAUCCGGCCACGCGCAAAUGGGUCAAGGGGGAGAUCUCCAACUUCCACUACCUCAUGCUGAUCAAUACUCUCGCGGGUAGAACUUUCAACGACCUAACCCAGUACCCCGUUUUCCCCUGGGUUCUCGCCGACUAUACCAGUGAAGAGCUGGACCUGACCAACCCCAAGACCUUCCGCGACCUGUCCAAGCCCAUGGGCUGCCAAACGCUGGACCGGGAGUCCGACUUCAGGGAACGGUACAAGGCGUUUGCGGAGAUGGGCGACGACGAUGCCCCGCCGUUCCACUACGGCACGCACUACUCCUCAGCCAUGAUUGUCAGUUCGUACCUCAUCCGCCUCCAACCGUUCGUCAAGUCCUAUCUCCUGCUGCAAGGUGGCACGUUCGACCACGCGGACCGCCUUUUCUACUCCAUCCGCAAAGCCUGGGAGUCGGCUUCGCACAGGAACAUGUCCGAUGUCCGCGAGCUGAUCCCCGAGUUCUUCUACCUCCCUGAAUUCCUGGUCAACUCAAACAAGUACGACUUUGGAGUCCUCCAAAAUAUGACGACCACUAUCGACGCCGUGGAACUGCCACCAUGGGCCAAGGGCGAUCCCAAGAUUUUCAUCCAGAAGCACCGCGAGGCGCUGGAGAGUCCCCAUGUGACGCAGAACUUGCACCACUGGAUCGACCUGGUGUUUGGCACCAAGCAGAAGGGUGACGCCGCGAUCGAAGCCGUCAAUGUUUUCCACCAUCUGUCGUAUCAGGGCGCCAAGGAUGUCGAUACCAUUGAUGACCCUGUCGAGCGACUCGCUACGAUUGGCAUUAUCCAUAAUUUCGGACAGACGCCGCAUCAGAUUUUCAAUCGGCCCCAUUCGGGGAGAGAGGACCUGCGCCAUAGGAUUCCGCGGCUGGAUCGGCUGGCCGAGUCGCUUACGCAGCAGCCUUUGUCGCUUCUAAAUAUUGGAGAGCAGGUGUCGUCGCUUUCAAUGAAGCACGACCGCCUUCUUUGCGCACCGCCUCUUCGGUUAAACAUACCCCCAGCCUACGACAAGUACAUGGAGUGGGGAUUCGCAGACGGCAGCGUCCGAUUCUACUCCGCCGACAGCCGAAAGCUCCUGGGCCACUUCGAGCAUCUGCACAUCGGCCAGCUGUCGAGUGCGAUCUUCGCCGACUCGCGCACGCUGAUCACGUCAGGGACAGACUGUACGGUAUCUGCGUGGACAUUCACGUCGACGAGCAAAUCGGUGGAUCUACAGCCCACGGGAUCGCUGUUCGGACACCGCACGCCUGUGACGGUGCUGGCCGUGUCGCGGUCGUUCAGCGCGCUCUUAUCGGCUUCUACCGACGGCCAGAUCAUGCUGUGGGAUUUGAACAGGCUGUGCUUUGUCCGGGAGCUUCCUGCGCGUGGUCCUAUCGAGUGCGCACGGAUCAAUGACGUGACUGGGGAGAUUGUCAUCUGUCGGGGCAAUUGCAUCAGCCUGUACACGCUCAACGGCGCGCUUCUCCUGGAGCAAGCGGCAUCGGAUACGACCGACGACCCUGUGCUAUCGUGCGUGUUUUACGAGGGCGUCGGCAACGAGUGGCAAGAGCGCGAGCUGCUGUUCAUGGGACACCGACGAGGCGUGGUCAACAUCUGGAGCAAAACCAUCCGCAACGGAAAAUUCGAGCUAGAGAUGAUCCGCCAGCUGCACCAUGUGGAUAGUAACCGCGACAACGGGGCGAAUAUCACGACGGGGAUCAGCUGUAUUCUGGCGCUGCCGCAUGUUGUGUACACGGGGGAUGAAGCGGGCAGGGUGUAUGAAUGGAGCUGUGUGCAGCGCCGUUGAGAUGACCUCAGAUUCGGUUGCGCUGAUGGUUCUUGGUGUUGCACCAAGGAACCACAUGUGCUGUGUGGUAAGCAGUGCUUAUGCAUUGAUCUGUUGGUCUGGGCAAUGCAAGUGGGAUGGAUGUAAUCUGGUCACCUCGUACAUACAAUUUCCGAUUCCGAACUCCCCCGGGACCCCGCAGUCGGGGAUACGAGGGGGAGGAGAAGAGGGGAACGGACUAGGAUAAAACCAAGAAAAGGGGAAAGAAAUGAAUCGAAAGAAAAGGAAAGUCAAUUGAAUUCAUCAAGGAAACAGGGUCGAAUUGAACGGUAUAAACUCAGGGUGUUAGUUAGUCCUAAGUAGUGUAGAAGUUCUACCGGUGAGACGUGAUUAGCCCGGAUGGCUGUGGACCGUCCAGCUCUCCAGCUAGAGGUAGCUAGUCGGAGCACACUGCACCGCUCUAG